This is a messenger RNA of Neogale vison (American mink), 2058 nucleotides long. RefSeq names its product calcyphosine 2 (gene CAPS2). Bases 83 to 1753 code for a protein of 556 amino acids. The transcript is spliced from 17 exons. The record is from RefSeq and is a predicted model, not a curated record. NCBI's taxonomy places the organism in Eukaryota, Metazoa, Chordata, Mammalia, Carnivora, Mustelidae. Gene Ontology annotation, molecular function: calcium ion binding.
CAGAACUAGUCCGGGGUUAAGGCUCAGAGGCCGCCGCAAGGAUUUCAGCAUCGCCCUGCGUAUACUGCAGACGUGAACUUGAAUGGAUUUCGAGGUUAAAGGAAUUGCUGCUUCUCUUACAAAUCAAACUCAGCCAUUCUCUGGAAGAAAGAAGCUGCUGCAACAAGGACAGACUCCAAGAUCAUGGGCAAUCCAGAAUCCUAGUCUACCUGUGGUUCCACGACUUGAUUUGGGAAGCCUCGUUGACUCUGAUGAAGAGGAGCAAGACAUAAUACCUGAAAACUUGCCAGCACCAACAAGCAAAUAUAAACUAAAAUAUCAGCAAUAUAAAACUGAAAUGAAAGAGGGAUAUAAACAGUAUAGUCAGAGAAAUGCAGAAAAGACAAAAUCAAAGAUCACACAACAAUCUCCAAGAAAAAAGAUAGAUGACAAGUGUAUUCAAGGUGAAGAAUCCAUCGUGGGUGGUCUUACCACUCUGGAUAAGAAAGCCCUCUUACAACAUGGCUAUGCAGACAUCCCUUACAAUGCACAAAGUAGUAUGAAAAAAUCUGAUGCUGAAAUGGUGGCUGCACAGAGGAAGAAACAGACUGUGGCAGAGCAAGUGAUGAUAGACCACUUAUCUAGGGCUGUAAUCAGUGAUCCAGAACAAAACCUACCCACUGAGAGACCAGAUAGCGCUCUUAUCUUUCCAGAUUCAAAGACUGCGCCUCUUCGGUUUAGGAAAAGAACACUACAUGAAACUAAGAUAAGAACCCAUUCUACAUUAACCGAAAAUAUGCUUUCUCAUAAAGUACAAUUUGAUGGUAGGAUCAUAUCAAGAAAUGGACAUGAUGCCUGCAGAGAGCUGGUUGGGUUCUUUUUUGCUCAUGACCAGUCCCUAACAAUUUAUGAAUAUCGGCAAUUUGGGAAAAAUAGAAUAAGUGUGCUUCCUUUUAUUCAAAAAAACAUUUACAGUCAUCAGUGUGGACGAAGAAAAGGAAAACAAUACCAACUUGGCGAUUUUUAUAUUGGUGCAAACUUGACAUUUUUGAGUUCUGAUCAUUCCAGUCUUCCAGAGAGCAUAAAAGAAAACACAUUACUUAUACUUCGGAUCACUAAUAUUGAUCAGAUAGCUUUGGAUUCUCUCAAAACUGAUUCUGUGGAGCCUGAGGAUAAUUUAACCAGUCAAGAAGCUAACGAUAGGCUUAUUUUAAAGGCUGUUCAAGAUGCGCUAAAAGAACAGCUACACAAAAGAGGUGUUCGUAUUUUGACUGGAUUGGCAAAAUAUCUUCAACAAUUGGACAAAGAAGGAACUGGACUUUUAGAUAAGGCAGAUUUUAAGCAAACUCUCCAAGUAUUUCACUUAGAAGUGUCUGAAAAUGAUUUUGAGUCUGCAUGGCAAAUUCUGAAUGGCAAUGACAGUGGCAAGGUUGAUUAUGGAGAAUUCAAACGCGCCAUUAUUGGUGAAAUGAAUGAAUACAGGAAAUCAUUUGUUCGAAAGGCCUUCAUGAAAUUGGAUUUCAACAAAACUGGCUCUGUGCCUAUUACAAACAUAAGAAAAUGUUACUGUGCAAAGAAGCAUCCUCAAGUAAUUUCAGGCCAUUCCACAGAGGAAGAAAUCAAAUUAUCUUUUCUAGAAACAUUAAAAGAUGCCUGCAGCAAGUCUGAUGAAGUGACCUAUGGUGAAUUUGAAGAUUACUACGAAGGUCUAAGUAUUGGGAUAGUACAUGAUGAAGAUUUUGUUAAUAUUGUACGUACUCCUUGGGGGAUUUAGUUUUUUUAGAAUGAGUGUGUCUUCAGCACUGAGCCUUCUAAAGGUGAGGUGAAUUGAAUGUAAAAUGUGGUCAAACACUGGAAUAUAUUUUUCUAGGACUUCUUUUGUUUUUUGUUUUUCUCAAACAGGUUGAGUCUGGUAGGAGGAAUCAGAAAAAGAGCUGAAGGGAGGUGUAUGUCUGGUCAUGUGCAUGUCUGAGUGUUUGCCUGACUCUAAGCAUGUAAAGCUCUAUCUUGCUCAUUCAUUACUUAUCUUGGAUAUGUUUUAAAGGUCAUUUUUAAAAAUUUUAUUUUAUUUUAUUUGUG